Messenger RNA from Rotaria sp. Silwood2, 369 nucleotides. Lineage: Eukaryota; Metazoa; Rotifera; Eurotatoria; Philodinida; Philodinidae. The record is from the annotation of a GenBank genome assembly.
AUGAUGCAAAAACCAAAAAAAAAAAAAUAUAAUGAUCUAGUUGAAAAUAAUAAUGUUAAUGCUUCAAUUCAAGCAUCAGCUAUGAAUGAUAAUGAUUUACCGAUAUUACCACAAGUGAUGUCAUUCAAUUGCUUAACAACGUGGUCAUUUUCUGGUGAAUUACUCGAUGGUUAUAUAUGGAAACAAAUGUUAGAACUUCAUGUUCCAUAUUUAUUUAAAUUUGAAUUUCAUAUGUGGAUUGCGAAAAAGCGUCCAAAAUUAGAUUUAGAUAUAGUUGUGAGUUCAUUUGAAUAUUUUGUUAGAAAAUAUUCUAAUUGGCAUAUGAUUAUUAAUCGAUGGAGAUUUAAUGGUCAAACUAGAGGUAAAUAA